CUCUCUCUCCGGGCAUCUGGGGGAUUUCCUGGGCGGAAGCAGCGGAGGGGGUUUCCAGUGUGAUCAGCCCAGUUCUCCCCGCUGGAUCUCUGAACUGGAUCCCAGUGACUUCUCUCUCGUAUACACACAGCACCGACAGAUCCCGGCGAGCCCGCAGAAACCAGAACCGGAACCCGGACCAUGAGGAGUCCGCCUGAGGCCCGGAGGCUGAACUGCACCGGCAGGUUGACGGUUUGAAUCCCAAAGAGAUCCGCUGAUCCGAGGAACUGCUGAGCUGAGAGCUGUGGCCUGCGGAGGAGAUUCAUCCCCCUCUGUCCUCCCAGGUCAUGUCAGCGGGGAGGAGUGCUGACGGGAGGGAAGUGCAGAUUCCCCUCCAGCAGGUGGCGCCCUCCCUGACCACGCCCCUCUCCGUGGUCCCGCCCCCUCACCGCCCAGCCAAUCCCUGGCCUCCCGGUGACCCCACCCCCUCUCCAGGUGUCCCUGCUGGGUUCCUCCCUCUCCACGGAGGGUUCAGAGACCACUUCGUGGAGACUCCAGAGUCUAAGUAUUGCUGCGAGGCCUGCAGGCUGGUCCUGUGUCAGCCGCGCCAGACCGAGUGUGGACACCGCUUCUGCCAGAGCUGCAUCAACGACAUCCUCAGUCGUCCCAGCGUGGUCUGUCCUGCAGACAUGGAGCCUCUGUUCAAAGACAAGAUCUUUAAAGACGUGUGCUGCCAUCGGGAGAUCAUGGCGCUCAAGGUGUACUGUCGCAGCGAAGCUAACGGCUGCCAGGAGACCAUGAGUCUGCAGCAGAUACCGGAGCACCUGAAUGUGUGUGCGUUCUACGAGGUUCCCUGUCCUCUGGGGAAAUGUAAGGAGCGAAUGAUGAGGAAAGAUAUUCCCGACCACCUGAGCUGGAAAUGUAAACACAGAGAGAGCAGCUGCGACUUCUGCAAGACCAAGAUGCCUCUGACGGACCUGCAGAAACAUAAGGAGACGGUGUGUCCGGCGUUCCCCGUGUCGUGUCCCAACCUCUGCUCCUUCUCCUCGCUCCCCCGCAGCGAGCUGUCCAAUCACCAACACGACUGUCCCAAAGCUCAGGUGUGCUGUCAGUUCCACCGCUAUGGCUGCACCUUCAAGGGGUUGAACCAGGAUCUGAGGACACAUGAGUCGGCGUCUGCAGCUGAACACCUGAGGAUGAUGGCCAAUAGGAACUCCACGUUAGAGAACAAGGUGGAUGAUCUUAAAGGGGAGCUGUUGGAGAGGUAUAAAGUGCUCCCAGCUCUCAGCAGUCGACUGUCUGACCUGGAGAAACAGAACGACGAGCUGAGAGAGAAGAACCGACAGAUGGAGCAGAAACUGGCCACCAUGCAGAAAGUGAUGAGCUCUCACUCUGAGAAGCUGCUGGAGACGGAGCUAGAGCUGCGUUCUCUGCGUCUGCUGCGAGACGACGUGGAGAACCUGAGAGGAACGCUGGACGCGGUCCGCACCAGACUCACCUCGCUGGAGCAGGGGGGGCGCAGCGGGACAGGGGCCAGCACACACACUCUGGCAUCUCUGGAGACUCAGCUGAAUCGCCAUGACGACAUGCUGAGCGUGCACGAGAUCCGAUUGGCCGACAUGGACCUGCGUUUCCAGGUGCUGGAGACGGCGAGCUACAACGGGACGCUGAUCUGGAAGAUCCGCGACUACAAGCGGCGGAAACAGGAAGCCGUGGCGGCCAAGACGCUGUCGCUGUACUCGCAGCCCUUCUACACGGGCUACUUCGGCUACAAGAUGUGCGCCCGCGUGUACCUGAACGGAGACGGCAUGGGCAAGGGCACGCACCUGUCGCUGUUCUUCGUGGUCAUGAGGGGCGAGUACGACGCCCUGCUGCCCUGGCCCUUCAAGCAGAAGGUGACGCUGAUGCUGAUGGACCUGUCUCUCUCUCUAACCUGUCUGUCUCUCUGUCAGGUGACGCUGAUGCUGAUGGACCAGGGACCAACCAGGAAACAUCUGGGCGAUGCGUUCAAGCCCGAUCCUAACAGUAGUAGUUUCCGGCGCCCGGUGGCCGAGAUGAACAUCGCGUCCGGCUGUCCGCUGUUCGUCUCUCAGAGCGUCCUGGAAACAGGAAGUUACAUCAGAGACGACACCAUCUUCAUCAAGGUUACCGUGGAUACGUCUGACCUCCCUGACCCGUGAUGUUGGACCCGUCUGACCUAUGACCUCGCAGCUCGCCCAGCGGAGCAAAGCAUGCUGGGAAGGAUCAGCGACGUCUCUCUGACGGCGCCGCCGACGCACAACGAGACAGACGGGAAGCAGCCAAUCAGAGUGGACUUUACAGAGGCCGGGGGCGGGGCUUCUCCUGAUUGGCUGCUGUGUGUGUGUGAAUGGAGCAGCGGGGACGCUGUUGCUGCUCAUUACUGAUGCCGUGCAUCGAGCUUUACUUCCUGUUUGUUACCUGUUUACCAAGGCAUGCUGGGAUAUCCACUGCAGCCACAGAGGUGCUUGGAAAACCAAAACAGACCCGAACAGACCAGACCAGACCAGAACAGAAUCACCAUCACCAAAUCCACCAGACU
Messenger RNA from Sander lucioperca (pikeperch), 2539 nucleotides. RefSeq names its product TNF receptor-associated factor 3 (gene traf3). Gene Ontology annotation, cellular component: plasma membrane signaling receptor complex. The transcript is spliced from 14 exons. The coding region runs from base 327 to 2159 and encodes 610 amino acids. Gene Ontology annotation, biological process: protein K63-linked ubiquitination; regulation of apoptotic process; positive regulation of JNK cascade. Gene Ontology annotation, molecular function: tumor necrosis factor receptor binding; zinc ion binding. The record is from RefSeq and is a predicted model, not a curated record. Lineage: Eukaryota; Metazoa; Chordata; Actinopteri; Perciformes; Percidae.